Cavenderia fasciculata is the source of this 3150-nucleotide messenger RNA. RefSeq lists its product as uncharacterized. The transcript is spliced from 6 exons. Bases 1 to 3150 code for a protein of 1049 amino acids. Lineage: Eukaryota; Evosea; Eumycetozoa; Acytosteliales; Cavenderiaceae. The record is from RefSeq and is a predicted model, not a curated record.
AUGAAACAAAGAAAUAUUAGAUAUAAAUUGGUCAAAAAGACAAGUCAAAUCGAAAGUGAAGAAGAAGAUGAAAACUUUAGACAAGAAUUCCUCGUCGCCAAAUCAAGGUGUCCUAUACACAAGGAUCGUGCUCCAAGUAUUGGUACAUACAAUGGUGAAAGUAUGGUCAAACAAACCAAUCAACAACGAUUUGGAAUAGCAUUGUCAUGCAAGAGAUUAUUUUCGUUUGUUUCAAAAUAUCUGAUAAAGAAAGGAGCGUUCAAAUUGGAAGAGUCGGAAAUAUCAAAACAGCAUCAACACUUUUCAAAUCAGUAUUGUCUGUUGGGUAAAUCAAUCAAUGCUCUUGCAAUUGAGGUGUCUUGGGACGCUGACAACAACAAGCCAGGUUGGAAGUUUCUAGAGCUCGAUCACUAUUCAAAAUUACAAAGUUUUCGAUCCUUUGGCCUCAACUAUCUAACUACUUUGCCAAGCGCUGACACACUAUUCCCAGCUCUGUGUCGUUUGAAAUCUCUUACGUCAUUGGAUCUAUCCCCCACCAAACUUGACAGUGCAAGAUUCAUCAACAAAUUAAAGAAUACUCCACUUAGAAAACUAUACUUUUAUUGGAAAGAUAGUCAAUUUCUAUUCAACCAAAAUGACGACUCCGAUGAAGAUACAAGUGGAUGGCCAUUGACACAAUCAUUGGAAGCAGUAUCAAUCAACUCGUUUGAUGUCAUUCCAAAGUUAGAUAGAUUACCAAAACUCAGACACCUUAGAAUCAUUAUCGAUGGAGAGAAUGAUCCGACAGAUGCAGAAAUACAAUCAAUGAUUCCAUCAGGGAUCUCUAAACUAUCAUUCAACCGUCCCAACACCGCCAAAAUGAGCAUAUACAACCCACAAGUGAAUGAACUGCUCAAAGCAAUAAAUAUGAAACAAAGAAAUAUUAGAUAUAAAUUGGUCAAAAAGAAAAGCCAAAUCGAUAGUGAUACUAGCGAUGUUGAUGAUGAUAGAGAAGAGCUAAAACCUGCAAAAAAUACAAGAAGAAAGAUUGAGAAAGUCAAACAUGUUACAAAAAGAAGAAAGAAUAGUAAUAAUAAAAUUGAUUUAACUGAUGAUCAAUCUGAUGAUAGUAGUAGUAACAGUAAUAGUGAUACUAGUGAUGAUGAUCUUCGUCCAACUAAAACUCAAUAUCAACAAAGAAAGAGAUCAUCUAAUAGAUUUAACAGCAACAACAAGAGAAUUCAUUUGGAUGAUGACGAUGAUGAAAGUGAAGAAGAAGAUGAUGAUGAUGAUGAUGAUAGUGAAGAAGAAGAAGUUAUACAACAACAAAUAUACAAAGAGCCAGAAUUGAAAAAGAAACUUAAAAAGGAUUUAAUUUUGAUUUGUCAAUCAUUGAAUAUUAAAGUGUUGACUAAAGAAACCAAAGAUACAAUAAUCAACCAAAUCAUAAAGACACAAAGUGAUCAAGUCGAAUUCAAACGUAAAAUGAUUGACAAUAAUAAUUCUCUGUGUGAUUUUAACAAGGGACCAAUUGAAUAUUCAUUGCCAUGGCCAAUCAUCAGUAGAAUACUAGAUCUAGUUUGGACUGGAUCAAAUAUAUGUACUUGUUACUAUAGUCAUCAAUUGAUAGAUACCACAAAACCCUAUUGUCCCGACCCUUUUGAUUACUAUCAAAUGUGGCCAGUCUUUCAACCAUUGUUAGAGCAACACAAAGAAUCAAGAAUGAAAUGUCCAAUGCACACAUACCACUAUUUGAACAAUAUUAUGCAUCCAACAACCAACAUGUUUGCCCGGUUCAUUUCCGAAUCGCACAAUGAUGCAAACAUAUGGAGAUACCAACUACUUGGGUUAUCCAAAAGAAUCUAUCAAUAUUUAUCGUACAAGCACUUGACCAAUAUUGAACUUGCAUUUGGCCAAGACACAUGGAAUCAUAUCAACAACAAGUAUUGCCCAAUCAAGGCACCAAAAGUGGCUCGUUUUAGAUGGAAACCACUAUUGAUAUCAGGAUUCAAGAAUCUUACAUCACUCAAUAUAUCACGCGCCAACAACUGGAAUCCACAAUUAUUGGAACACCUUCCACCAGGUAUGAUCAAACUAUUACUCCCGUGGAAUAGUAAGAAACCAAUCAAACUCAACACCAAUAUAGCCAAAACUAUUCGGAUCAGCAACGUCCAUCCCCAAAUCCAAAUGCCAAACCUACACACCUAUCAUGUUCCCUACACUGACUAUAAAAUGUCACAGUUUGAUCAUCCAAAAGUAACCAAACUAGUGGAUCGAUACAACAAGCCAGAAGCAGUCAUCGUUCCACCAACCAUUGACAUUUUCAAGUUGUGUGAAUUUCACUACUAUCAUAAUGGAUGGAAUAUCAACACUCUCGAACCAAAAUUCAUAAAAGGACUAGGGUUAAAAGUCAAACAACUUAUAAUAUCUUGCAAGUCAGAGAUAUCAGACAAAACAAUCAACCUCUUCAAACAAUGUGGAUUUGAAUAUCAAGGUGCUAAAUUUAAAGGAUCAUCAAUAAGACAAUUCCAUUUUAUCAAAACAAAAAAACCAACUCUAGUAAUUCCAAUCACCAAUACACCAGAAAUAGUAGAACCCACAACACCAACGGUCAACAACUCACUACUUCCCUACUAUUUGAUCGAAAAGAUAGUCAGAUAUUCAUGGAAUAGUUAUUAUUGUACAUGUGAAGGUUUGAGUAGUAAAACCAAGUUUUCUUUCAAUGAAUCACAAAUAUCACAGCAUCAUGAACACUUUUCAAAUCAAUAUUGUCUGUUGGGUAAACCAAUCAAUGCUCUUGCAAUUGAUAUGGAUUCUUGGGCCUCUUCCAACAACAAGCCAAAUUGGAAGUUUCUAGAGCUUGAUCACUAUUCGAAAUUACAAAGUUUUCAAUCCUUUGGCGUCAACUAUCUAACUACUUUGCCAAGUGCUGACACACUAUUCCCAGCUCUGUGUCGUUUGAAAUCUCUUACGUCAUUGGAUCUAUCCCACACCAAACUUGACAGUGCAAGAUUCAUCAACAAAUUAAAGAAUCUUCCACUUAGAAAACUAUACUUUGAUUGUAAAGAUAGUCAAUUUUUAUUCAGUGACCAAAAUGACGACGAUGAAGAUACAAGUGGAUGGCCAUUGACACAAUCAUUGGAAGCAAUUAUUUGUCACUCUUCUUUUUAA